Messenger RNA from Dryobates pubescens (Downy woodpecker), 3170 nucleotides. It is a transcript of the gene ARCN1, whose product is annotated as archain 1. The transcript is spliced from 10 exons. Gene Ontology annotation, cellular component: COPI vesicle coat; cytosol. Bases 222 to 1754 code for a protein of 510 amino acids. NCBI's taxonomy places the organism in Eukaryota, Metazoa, Chordata, Aves, Piciformes, Picidae. Gene Ontology annotation, biological process: endoplasmic reticulum to Golgi vesicle-mediated transport; Golgi localization; retrograde vesicle-mediated transport, Golgi to endoplasmic reticulum. The record is from RefSeq and is a predicted model, not a curated record.
CUCGCUCGCCUCUAGUCCCCUAGAGCGACCAGGUCUCCGCUGCGCCGCCUAGCGGCCGGGCGGGCCAACGGGGGCGUGGCCAGCCCUGCCCCGCGCGCCGUGCGUGGCGGCUCUUCCGGCUGGGGACGUGGCUCGGCGCCGCCAUCUUGUGGGGCUGCCCGCAGGACGCCGUGUGCGGAGGCAGGCAGGGAGGAAGCGCGGAGCCCAGCGCUGCCGCCGCCAUGGUGCUGUUGGCAGCAGCUGUCUGCACGAAGGCAGGGAAGGCCAUUGUCUCCCGGCAGUUUGUGGAGAUGACACGGACCCGCAUCGAGGGGCUGCUGGCGGCCUUCCCGAAGCUGAUGAACACGGGCAAGCAGCACACCUUCGUGGAGACCGAGAGCGUGCGCUACGUGUACCAGCCCAUGGAGAAGCUCUACAUGGUGCUGAUCACCACCAAGAACAGCAACAUUCUGGAAGACCUAGAAACACUCCGACUCUUCUCUCGAGUGAUCCCUGAGUACUGUCGAGCUCUGGAGGAGAAUGAGAUCUCUGAGCACUGCUUUGACCUGAUUUUUGCCUUUGAUGAAAUUGUGGCCCUGGGCUACCGUGAGAACGUGAACCUGGCCCAGAUCCGGACCUUCACGGAGAUGGAAUCCCACGAGGAGAAGGUCUUCCGAGCAGUGCGGGAGACCCAGGAACGCGAAGCGAAAGCUGAGAUGCGGCGCAAAGCAAAGGAGCUGCAGCAGGCCAGGAGGGAUGCCGAGAGGCAGGGCAAGAAGGCACCCGGGUUUGGUGGCUUUGGCAGCUCAGCUGUGUCCGGGGGCACGACGGCAGCGAUGAUCACAGAGACCAUCAUUGAAACAGACAAGCCCAAAGUGGCACCAGCGCCAGCCAGGCCUUCGGGUUCAAGUAAAGCCUUGAAACUUGGUGCAAAGGGGAAGGAGGUGGACAACUUCGUGGACAAGCUGAAAUCAGAAGGAGAGAACAUCGUGACCCCUGUAGGCAAGCGCUCUAUAGAAGCAGCCAAAGUUCUUUCUCCUCCUGUUAACACAGAGAGUGUGCACAUGAAAAUAGAGGAGAAAAUUUCCUUGACCUGUGGCCGUGAUGGAGGGCUGCAGAACAUGGAGCUGCAUGGGAUGAUCAUGCUGCACAUCUCCGACGAGAAGUUCUCCCGGAUCCGCCUGCACGUGGAGAACGACGACAAGAGGGGAGUGCAGCUGCAGACUCACCCGAACGUGGACAAGAAGCUCUUCACCGCGGAGUCACAGAUCGGUUUGAAGAACCCAGAAAAGUCAUUCCCCAUCAACAGCGACGUGGGUGUGCUGAAGUGGAGGCUGCAGACCACAGAGGAGUCCUUCAUCCCAUUGACAAUUAACUGCUGGCCCUCGGAAAGUGGCAACAGCUGCGACGUUAACAUCGAAUAUGAGUUGCAAGAGGAGAACCUGGAGCUGAAUGAUGUCGUCAUCACCAUCCCCUUGCCGUCUGGCGUGGGUGCCCCGGUGAUCGGGGAGAUCGAUGGCGAGUAUCGCCACGACAGCCGGCGGAACCUGCUGGAGUGGUGCCUGCCAGUGAUAGAUGCCAAGAACAAGAGCGGCAGCCUGGAGUUCAGCAUAGCAGGGCAGCCCAAUGACUUCUUCCCAGUGCACGUCUCCUUCGUCUCCAAAAAGAGCUAUUGCAACAUACAGGUUUCCAAAGUGACCCAGGUAGACGGGAGCAGCCCUGUGAGGUUCUCUACGGAAACCACCUUCCUGGUGGACAAGUAUGAAAUCCUGUAACGCCAGCCAUGGGGGAGUGCAAAGGAAGAAAUUUUUAAAUUAAAAAAAAAUAGAGGCUGAAGUUUAUUCUGAAUGUUGGGAACGCUGCAGCCCCCCCUCUGCUGAGAGCCGUGCCUCCGCCACCCGCAGCGGGCUUGGGUCACAGACACUUUCGGCAGAGAACUGAGGUGCUCGUGGGGGGAAAGACUACAAAUUUCUUUGGCAGAUUUUUUACUGGCCAGCAGAAGAGCAAGAUCUCCCCUGAGAACCUGGCUUGGGCAUGUCCCCGAGCUCAGUUCCAGCACCUCCCAGACAUAGUUUUCCUCACUCCUGAAGCAUCGCUGCACUGCUCCCUCCUUGGUGCUGCUGUUUGGAUUUCUCCUCAGCCCUCGGCGCUCGUUUCCAUCAAUGGCAGAGGUUAACAGGCACCUCACCUCUUUGCACCCUUCUCUCUGGUAGAAUCAGAGCAAGUUGGCCUUGGGGUCCAUCUUCCCUCCCACAACCCCCCCACCUCAGACACCAAGUUUGUCUGCUUGCCCAGCACAGUUACUGCUGUUCCCCUGCAGUGUGUGGGGGGAGAGACUCGGGGUGCUUUAGCUCCUGCUGCUGCCAGGUGAGCAUCCAGACACAACUGUCCCUGCGUGGGCUCUGUCUGUUGCUGUGCUAGCUCUUGGGCCAGGGUCUGGAGGCAGUUUAAUUUGGUUGGAACCAGCUGCAUAUUGGCUUUGGGGUCCUUGUGGUGUCUGGGAGCUUGAAGGCCUUGCCGUGCAGUUACUCAACUUCUGUGUCAGGACCUGGCCCAAACUCCUGUUUCUCAGUGGGUGUGAGUGAAGGAGAAGGAGAUGAUGAUGCCAUGAAUCUGGGGCCUGUUCUGAACGUGAGCAGCACUCUGGUCAUGUCCUACAGUCUGUCCUCCUCCUGCUGCUUCAGGAGCAGCAUUUGCCUCAUCUCACCGACCUGUGCUCCCAUCCAGACUCUGGCCUUUCACUCGCCACUAGCCAGGGCUGUGGGGAGCUGCCAGUGGCCCUGAGCACGCAGCUGGGGAGCAAAUGUCCUAAAAGCUCCCCAGGAGCGGCUCUGAAGGGGCAGUGUCUCCUGGUUUCCCUGCCAAAGAAGUUUGUGGUCUCUCUGCCAGCAGCACCCCAGAGGAAGUCACCCUGAAGAUCCCUGUCCCGGUGAGCGAGCCCUGUCCCUAGCACCGUAGGCAAUGAUGAUCUCUCUGCUCGGUCCUGUGCGAGAGCUGCUUGUAUGAUUUUAAAAUGGAGUUGGGGUUAGUUGGAGCAUCCAUGGAGCUUUUUUUUGUUCCUUAAGUCAUUGAGGGCAAUAUUUAAACCGAGCUCCCCCUUUUUGUAACCCUGCCCGGUAGGGAAUAGAGCACAUUCCAGUGUACGCGGAGAAACCCCGAGACUGUAAUCGAAUAAAAGUAUUGUCAAAGGA